Molecule: messenger RNA, 834 nt
Organism: Cladophialophora psammophila CBS 110553
Lineage: Eukaryota; Fungi; Ascomycota; Eurotiomycetes; Chaetothyriales; Herpotrichiellaceae
Exons: 1
Coding region: 1-834 (277 amino acids)
Source: RefSeq, a predicted model, not a curated record
AUGCCACUCGCAACGAUCCACCUCGUCUCUCUCACCCCUUCAACUUCCUUGGUUGAUUUCCUCGGCUCCGUCAAAUCCUCCCCCCUCACGCCACUGGUGAUCUCGAAGGUGGUCCGCUGGAUCAUCACGCCCACAAAGAUCGACGCCGGAGCAUUGCUUCGCCCACUGAAGCCGUGGGACAUCUUGCUCAUCGUGCUCGGAACUGAUCCCCUUCCUUCGUCUCUGAAGGAGAAGAUAGCUUGUCAGUGGAGCUGCUCGACCGGAAUCCCCAGCCGUUUGACGAACGACUUCCCGUCGAGAAACGACAAGCUCCUGCAUCCGUCCGCGUCGGAUGUUCCACCGUUGACAGGCUCUUUGGACAAACCACGACUGGGGGCCACAUCGCAGACCCUCGAGCUCAGCGCGGACCUGCAGUCGUGGAUCCAACAGUUCUCGCGCACCAACGCGGGCCAGUCGCCCCUGUCCAUGCUCAACCUGCUGGCCUUCAAGCCGGGCAUGAAGCCGUCGUACCUGACGUAUGGUGCGGCCUUUGCCGAGUCCAUAGGCUCCCGCCGCGGCGGCAACGCCAAGCUGGUCGGCAACAUCACGCACCAGAACCCGCCAGGACAGUCGGGCGGCAAGUGGGACGAAUUCGCCCUUGCAAGCUAUCCCUCGAUCAUGCAUUUCGCCGACAUGUUGGCCUCGGAAGACUACCAGGCCGUGAACAUGAAGUACCGCGUCCCGGCGUUGGAGGAUACGUGCAUCCUGUGUACGAGUGAGAUUGAGAUUGAGGAUCUCGUUCGGGGACAGGCAAAGCUGGGGAUCGGAAAGAGGGCCAUGGGCGGGAAGUUGUGA